Messenger RNA from Fusarium coffeatum, 1032 nucleotides. RefSeq lists its product as uncharacterized. The record is from RefSeq and is a predicted model, not a curated record. The coding region runs from base 1 to 1032 and encodes 343 amino acids. NCBI's taxonomy places the organism in Eukaryota, Fungi, Ascomycota, Sordariomycetes, Hypocreales, Nectriaceae. The transcript is spliced from 3 exons.
AUGGCCCCCGCAGCAAACGCCAAAGCCAACUACAAGACCUACGAGGCACAGGCUCGCAUGGUUCGUGCCAUCGUAGCCGCUCACCCCGAGAUCAAGUGGAACUACAAGGAAAUCGCCGCCUGUUAUGGCUCUGAUAUGACUGAACAUGCCUUGAACCAUCGUUUUCGAAAAGUUCGGGCCUCUGUCGAGAUCAUCCACACAGCACGUGCUCAGGGCCGCGACAUGAAAGGCCUAACUACCGAUGAGAACCUGCUUCCAUCUACCCAGGCAGCCAUCGACAAGAAUAACAUUGCCAAGUACUUUGGCCAGUCUACCGCAGAUGGCAUUCAGUUUCAGUUCCGCACCAUCAAGAAGGACGCUGAGGCUCUUCGCCAGACUGCUAACAACGGCGGCGAUGUUGCCAGCUGCCUCAAUCUUGGUGUCGGCGCUGGUCCCAACACUCCCUCCAAGCCUACUCCCUCGCGAGGUGCUCAGACAACUCGUUCUGGCAAGGGCUCGAAGCGCAAGAGCGCUCUCCCCGUCCAUCCUAUCAAGCGCUCAGCUUCAGAUGAUGAGGACGAGGAUGAUGACAUGAACUGGGACGAGCUGGACAACACUCCUUCAAAGAGAACCAAGACGACCGGCCGUGGGGUCACUCCUUCUCGCACGGCUGCCCGGAAGGCCGCUGCUACCAUCGCUGAUGCUUCCGCACAGUACCAAGACAGCGAGUCCCCGUACGAAGAGCCGGUACCAACCCCUCUGCCUACCAUCACCGGUCAAGCUGGUUAUGCUGCCCCUACCGGCUCUACUGGCCCAGUCGGUUAUUCUGCUGCUGCACCAGUCGCCCCAUCUACUAAUGUACUCCCGACCUCCAUCUUCGGUAACGGCGAGCGCAAGCCUCGACCUACCGCUCCCCCUGCUCCUCACGGCCUUGAUAUGAUGGCUUCUGGUCGCUCUGACUUCGACAGCUCUUUCGGAGCAGACCGCAACGACUACCUCGCUCCUCCUGCUGACGAAGAACACUUCUUUGACUGGGGUGAUGGAGAAAUCUGA